AUGCCUGUACACGGCACAACCCACCAAAGCCGCCCGCUUCUGUCUCUCUCUCCCUUCAGUCGCAACCAGCGCGCCCGCGUGUGGAUGUGUGAGACACUCAUGACGGGCUUCUCGUUUGCCACCAGCCUCCACUUGCGGUUGAAUCAUUCCAUGCCCGCCGCGCGCGGCGGCACCCUUCCAAGUUUCUCGGUUGCUUGUGUUCGAAGCAAAACCGUUCCAGCCUCUCCCGGCCGCCGCCGCCGCCGCCGCCGGCGUGCCGCAUCGCCAACCACCACGCGGACGCAGAAAAAAAAAAACCGCACCAGCCACACCGACACCGCCCGGGAUGGGAACCCCUGCUUGCCGGGCCGUCCUCGGGGGGGGGGAGGGGGCGCAAGGCUAUGCGGUCCCGUGGCCUGUGAUGAAGGCGGCAUGGGCAGCACUUGGCGCUUCAAAAAACCCCCGUUUCUUGUGCCUUCGCAAGUACCAAUCGAAUGA
Messenger RNA from Cordyceps militaris CM01, 477 nucleotides. RefSeq lists its product as uncharacterized. NCBI's taxonomy places the organism in Eukaryota, Fungi, Ascomycota, Sordariomycetes, Hypocreales, Cordycipitaceae. The transcript has 3 exons. The coding region runs from base 1 to 477 and encodes 158 amino acids. The record is from RefSeq and is a predicted model, not a curated record.